ACAGAAAACCGGUAACGGUGUGAAGGAGGUCAUCGCGACUUGCCAGUUUCAUAAGGAGAAAAAGAAAAAUAAGUUCUGAAAUGCAUUAUGAGUGACUCAGAACAGCAAGAAGGUGCAGAAAAGGUGUGUGAGCCGCAGUGGCCUGAGAAUGGAGAGGACUGGAGUGAUGGAGAGGGUGGCACAGAUAUGGACUCUGGGCUUCUGCAGGCCAUGGCCGAGGAAGAUGAGGAAAUAAACGUCUACAACGAGGAGACGUUUGGAAUGGAUUUGGAUGCGAAUGGGACCACAGAAGAGUCCAGCAGCGGUCUUCAGUUUGGAGAGGCUUUGCCUCAGACACCACCACCACCACCACCGCCGCCACCACCUCUGACACCACCUCCCCCGCAGCCCAAACCUCGGUCUCCCCGCAGAGCCCUGUCUCCUCCUCUACAGAAGCUGCAGUAUUUUCCCAGAGCUGCCCCAAGGCAGCGUAGCAGAAGUAGGGGACAGAGAGGAGGACUGAGCAGGGGGCAGAUGUUUGAAGACCCAGCUGUGAUGAGAGUAAUUGAGGGCCGACCAAGCCUCAAGAGUCUUGACAGUGCCAUAGUGGACUGUGGGUUUGCCAUGUACCAGCGCCCUUAUGAAGAUGAAUUGAUACCCUCUUAUAGAAAGACCAGAAGAAUCUCAGGAUCCAUACUUGAGGACAGUGCUAUAGUGUGUGUAAUUGGUCACAGAGGCAGAGGUCAGCACCUUAACACCAACUUUAUGGAUUUGCCGUACCCUGCUGGGCCCUCUUACGGGGUCAGGCGAGGGGAACCCAGAGCAUCAUACUCCAGACGACAGUUUGACCAUAGAGGACCUGCUCAGGUGUACACACCCAUAGUUCCAAGAUCCCCCCCCUUCCUACGUCAGCCACUGACGCCACGCCAACAUUACAAUCAGCAGACCAGGGCCUUCAUGUUUCCUCCAACCUGCCCGUGCCCCUCCACGCCUCAGACUCCCAAAAUGAUGCAACUUCGCUUCGGAGCCAACUCGCCAAGGCCGUCCCCCUUUUACAGCCCCUCCUCUAAUCCAGUACAGCCUUUCAGCAGGUACCCCGGUCCAGCCACACAGCUCCAUCCCCAACAUAAACGACUGCUUAGUCAAAAACAGCAGCUGUUCCAAAGAAGGGCAGAUGGCUGGGACCCUUACUGUAAUCUCAUGACAGCCAAAGAGAAGGAGUGGAUUACUCGGCUGCAGAUGAUUCAGCUGCAAAGUGAGAAUCCUUACCUUGAAGACUACUAUUACCAGGAGUACUAUCGGCGAAUAGAAGCAAAGAUGGCUGAAGAGGAGCUGGGCAUCAGGAGCAAGAGGGAGCCGCCUAAGCUCACCACACCUUAUGUCAAAAAAACUGACUCCUACACACCAGUGGUGCACAUCGAAGGCUCUUUGGGUCAAGUUGCAGUUUCCACAUGUUACUCUCCUCGCCGUGCCAUCAGUGCCGUUCAUGCAGCCCAAGCUCAGGGUCUGCUUGAGGAACAAAAAGACACCAGACUACAGCGGUUAGAGAUCCUUAGCAAAAUAGAAAAGUUGUUCAUAGUUUUGUUGGAGGUGGAGGAAGCGGAGAGGAUGAAAACUACAGUGUUGUCUGAAGUAGAAGAAAGGAGGUUGACGGAGAAAACCCAGAGGAAAGUAGAGCACAUCUACACCCAGCUGCAACACCACAAUCCCCUGGAUUCAGGAGGGGACUUCCUUCCUUUCCUGCUUGUCUCUAAAGGCAAAAAGCUCAUCGCCCGUCUGCUGCCGUUCUUAAAACAUGAUUCUGGACUAAAAAUCUUGCGUGUUGUGACCUCUAACCUACCAGCACUGAUGGGCAGAGACACAGAGGAGACCCUUCCAGUUCUUUACCCACCUCUUCGAAAUGUGAUUGGUGGCCUGACAUUUAGUCAGCUCAUUGGCGUCCUCAAAGAGCUGACAUCUUUGGAGUCUCUUACAACAUACGAAUGUCUUGAGCUGGCGUGUCAGAACAAGUUUGGACUGUCCUUACUUUACGCUCUACUCUCCCAGGGAGAGAAGCUGCUGUCCUCAGGUGUUCCUCUAGAGCCCAGCAUCGGUGACUUUGAGACCUGGACUGACAUAAUAUUCCAGGUGGCAGGACAGCUAUCCCAGUGUUCACUGGUGGAGCCGCUCCUCCUGCCUUCAAACCUGCUCACUCUCUUCUGCCGUUACCUGGACAAGCGUACGGUGCAUCAACUAAAAAACAACAUGGAGUCUGCUACUGGAUGCCUGGCUCUUCCAUCUUAAGUUGGACAAUGGCUGCUGAGAUAUUCUGUUAAUGACCAGGCUGCUGUGAGCACCAGAGUGAAAGGAGAGGUGCAAAAACCCCCUCGGUGCUUAUAACGGACGCUAUAGACUGUGUGUAUAUUUAAUGUGCGCUGACCUUUUUGAUUCUUAUUCCCUCCCCUCACCCAUUCCCUCACAUUUUUGCACUCAAACUGUUUCCCCUCUUUUCCUUUUUAUCUGAUCAUCUUACUUUCCUCACUUUGGUCUCCAGUAGGAUACAGUGUUAAAAUGAAGUCACAAAAAACAUUUUUUUCAAACUGCAAACCCCCCCAGUUUCCCCCCCUAUUUAAACCUUUUCAAUACACAUUUAGAUUCAGUCACUUCUAAAUGUGCUGCUUCACACAUGCUGACCAGGGUGUGGAUUGUGUAGUAGUGUAUGAUUGUACAGCUAAACUAAUGUUCAUUUAAAAACCAUUGAAGGAUGUUGUCAUGGCCCAGCAUGAGCCAUGCAGUUUUGGGUUUAUUUUUGUAGAAAGUCUUGCAUUGUUUAUACUUGUGUAAUGAAACUU
This is a messenger RNA of Archocentrus centrarchus (flier cichlid), 2810 nucleotides long. It is a transcript of the gene patl2, whose product is annotated as PAT1 homolog 2. Gene Ontology annotation, biological process: deadenylation-dependent decapping of nuclear-transcribed mRNA; P-body assembly. The transcript has 19 exons. Lineage: Eukaryota; Metazoa; Chordata; Actinopteri; Cichliformes; Cichlidae. Gene Ontology annotation, molecular function: RNA binding. The record is from RefSeq and is a predicted model, not a curated record. The coding region runs from base 88 to 2262 and encodes 724 amino acids. Gene Ontology annotation, cellular component: P-body.